AACCAGCACCCCAUGACCCGAAAUAUUCUUCGAAAAGAAUUGAAAUAUCUGUUCUCUUUUCGUUAUUCUGAAGCUGUUGUUCGAAGACCGAAGAAUAUUGUAUUAUUACUAUUUUGUGACUAAAUUCAAAUCAACCGGCUCGUCAAUAUCCAAAAAAGCGAGCCGAUGCCACGUGUCGCCAAAAAGAUUCURCCUAAGUACAGAAAAUCUAACGAACGAACGCACUCGAUACGUCGGUUGAUUUUAUAUCAAUUAUUAUUUAGAUAAAAUACUMGACGACGUUGAAAUCCGGAUUUCAUCUCGAAAAGAAUUGUUCUAAUUCAUAAAAUUUGAACCAAGGAACACCACUACCUUGCACAAACUUCGAAGAAAGCAUAACAUUGCUUAAKUUACUAUUUCUUUCACCAUGGAUCCCUUCGAAAACGGCAGCUUUUCUGCCCCUAAAACUAAGUUUCAAAGAAGCGUGCGUGGAUUGGUGGUACCUAUGCAGAAGUAUGACCAAAACCACUCUGGAGGCAGCGGAUUGCUAGCCCUUGCUUGGAUCGUAUCGAGUAUUGUAACUGUUUUGGUUCCAUUGAUCUAUCGUACAAUUCACAAGAACAAAUAUCGACAAGAAUACAUGAAUUACUUUUGGGAAGAAGAAUACCAAACUUACGCAGAGCAGCGCAAGCAGAACUACGAGCAAUACGGCAACAGCUACAAAUAUGGUGGAGCAUACAUGGCUGACAACUACGCCCAAAACGAAUACGUCGACGUCAACCGAUGCAGCUGGUGGAAACUGAACUGCUUUUCCUUCUUUGUCAACCGAGAUGGAGAGCCCAUGGCAGACCAGGAAUGGAUGCCCGCUUGGUACAGUGGCUUUUCCUUGACCGAAGAGCAACGUCGUGAUUUGGAAGACAAUCUUGAGCAACCCGGAUCACUCAAGUUCGUUUACGUUUGGCAAAUCGUCCUUUUCCUUGCACUCGGAUACUAUGGUCUACUAGUCAUUUCUCAAAAGCGCAACCCCACCGGUUUGAUCGUCAGCCUAUUGGUUUGGUCAAACUUUGCUUUUCUCACCAUGUGGAUGAUGGCCGACGGAUCUAUUGUCACCGAAGGACAACAAGUCAAGAGAACUGGAUUUUAUGGUCAAAUGUCUGUCUUGAUCUUCCUUACCAACUUUUGGUAUCUUCUCCAUGGUCUUAUCUUCGUUCUUGUCUUUUGGAUCCGAAAGUCCAUUGCAGCGGACGAAGAAGUCAAGGGAAGCGAAGGAACCGUUCAAGAAUUGGGUGACAAAGGAUACUCUGCACCUGCAACCACUGAGYAAAAAUGAAAGACUCUACAUCUAUCUUGGAAGUGGCGAGAGCAUACGUAUGACGAGGAAUAUUAUCUGAUUCGAUUCAUCUGAUUCCACACCUAUCCCUAUACAACGAAUAAAAUUGUGUGAAAAGUAAUAAGAAAUUUAAAUGUAC
This is a messenger RNA of Pseudo-nitzschia multistriata, 1448 nucleotides long. The record is from the annotation of a GenBank genome assembly. NCBI's taxonomy places the organism in Eukaryota, Bacillariophyta, Bacillariophyceae, Bacillariales, Bacillariaceae.